CUCUCCUCGCCAGCAGCUCUGCUCGGUUCUCGGUUCUCUGCAGUUCUCCGGUAGUUUGUCGGAGUUCGGUCGGUAGUUCGGUUCCCUCCGGCCGUCCGGGCCGCGCUGCUCGUCCUUCCCGGGGUUAAAGUGGGAGUCCGUGCGCGUGCAGCCUCCAGCGGGACGCCGGGCUUCCGGGAGGAGACACCUUGUCCCGGGACGGACGGAGACGCGUUUCCCGGUUGCCGUUGCCGGUUGCAGGUUGCCGGUUGCAUGCCCCCCUGGACCCCCUGCAUGGCCGUUGCAUGACUGCAGUGAGUCUCGCUGCUGGACUGAGCGUGCACGAGCGGCUGGCAUGGCUCAAACUGUGCACGUGAAUGGAGGAGGCCCAGGUCACCAAGGUCACCCAGAAAGAGGACAGACAUGUCCCGGCUCGGACGAGGACAGGGACCCCGAGGCGCCCUACUACGUUGAGACUCCCUACGGUUACCAGCUGGACCUGGACUUCCUCAAGUAUGUGGAUGACAUCGAGAGGGGGAACACCAUCAGGAAGCUGAGCAUCCAGAGGAAGCCCAAAGUGGCGAGACCCUCGGCGGCGCCGCGGAGCAGCACCGGCGGCGGCGCGCAGACUGAAUGGACCUCCACGGACUCCCUGUCCUCCUCCAACAGCGACGACAAGCAGUCCCCGGUCUUCUUCAGCUCCAGGCCCCCGGUCGCCGCCCCGCUCACCCCCACCCUGUCCCGGGCCUCCUCUGAUCCCCCCGUGCACCAGAAUCCCCCGGGCGGCGCCGAGCAGAGGCCGCUGCUGCCGCCGCCGUCGCCCCGCUUCGUCCCCCGGUUCAACCCCCAGGUGGAGAAGACCCUGAUGGAGACCCGGCGCCGCCUGGAGCAGGAGCGCCUGCUGCUGCAGCCGCUUGGCGAGCCGCCGGCGCCGCGGCGCCGCCUGGCCAGCUUCGGCGGGAUGGGCUCCAGCAGCUCCCUGUCCUCCUACUCGGGCUCCGUGGCUCCCGGCGCCCAGCCGCCCCUCCCCCUCAACGGCGCCCUCGCCAACGGAGAGUACAGCCUGUACUACCCCCAGUCGGUGGGCGGCUCGCUGCGCCACAGCCCCCUGAGCUCGGGCGUGGCCACGCCGGCGGCCGUCAGCCCGCUGCAGCUGCAGCAGGUCCGGGACCAGAUGGUGGUGGCGCUGCGGCGGCUGAAGGAGCUGGAGGAGCAGGCCAGGACCAUCCCCAUCCUGCAGGUCAAGAUCGCCGUGCUGCAGGAGGAGAAGAGGCAGCUGGCCGCUCAGUCCAGGAGUCCCGGCCUUGGAGGCUUCCGGAAGCGCUCCUACAGCGUGGGCAGCGCGGACCAGAUGGAGAACCAGGGGCCCGGCCCGAAGGAGCCGGAGCUGCACAUCCUGGAGCCGGAGGCGCCGGAGCAGAGCGCCCGGCGCCUGCAGGAGUUCCGCCGUCUGACCGCCGAGGUCCACGCUCUGGAGAAGACCAGCCAGGAGACCGGUCUGAGCGAGCCCUCGCCUCAGCACCGGGACCAGAACCAGGCCCGGCUGAGGUCCACCGGAACGGUGACGGACGAGAACAUGACCAGCCUUCCCGCCACUGAGAGCAAACCCCAACAGGAGCGCCGUCUGCGGGAUGCAGGGGUCGCCACGGAGCGGCCGGAGACCCGGAGCGCCGCCGUGGGCGUGACGGAGGCCAUGCUGGGCCUGAGCAGCGAGGCGGAGAAGGAGCUGGAGCUGCAGCAGCAGACCGUCGAGGCGCUGAGGGAGACGGUCUACCGGCUGGAGGUGCAGCUGAAGGAGACCACCCACCAGAUGGAGAUGGCGAAGCUGAAGCUGGAGCUCCAGGCCGCCGGCGGCGCCGGCAGGAAGAAGGCAGACAAAGGCCUGAUGGUCCGGCCGGAGACGUACGACGCCGGCGUGGAGGCCCGGGUCCAGACCCACAGCCGGGGCGUCGGGGAACACCUGGAGUUCCGCCACGUCGGGACCGACGGCGCCCCGCAGACCGUCAGCGUGGGCGUGUCCUGCCGGCCCGGCGUGCAGAGCGCCGCCACCGGACCGGCGGUCCCCAUGGACCGCUGGGUGGUGCGAGAGCGGCCGGAAGUGAGGGACCAGUGCGUGGGGGGGCGGGUGGAGACGUGCCAUCGGCAGGUGGGCGUGGAGCCGAGCGUCUGCGAGGCGGGGGUCAACACGGAGGAGGCGGUGGACGGCCUGGACCUCUGCAGACCGGCGCCGGAGCCCAGCAGGGGGUCCCGGUCGGUGGGCUGCGGGGACUGUUCGGUGGACGUCACCGUCGGUCCCGUCAAGACGCUGGUGUCGCAAGGAACCGACCCAGAGCCCACGAGCAAGGCCGACUGUGGAGUGAUGGCGGCCCCCGAGUCGGCGAGCCAACAGACCAACACCGAGACGGAGGUGGUCAGCAGGUCCACCAACACGGCGCCGGCCGUCCUGGUGGACUCCUCCACCGACACGGCGCUGCUCGCCUGCGAUAAGGCCACCGGCACGGCGGCCGCCGAGACCAGGACGGUCGCCGUCGGGGACGGACUCGUUAAAGACAGUCAUGCCGCGGCAAAGAUGCGUUCGAUUGGCGUGGGAACCGUCACGGAGGCGGAGUCGGGCCGCGGAAACGCAAGCUCCGCCAGAACCAAAGAGUGCGGCGUGGGCCCGGUGAGCGUCCACCAGAACUUCCUGAUCGGCUUGAAAACCCGAACCAUAGCGUGCGGUCCGUCCCAGCCGGCGGAGUGGGCGGAGUCGGAGCGGAUGGAGCCUCCCCUGAAGCCCGAGGCGCCGCUGCCCGGCGCCGGCGCCGGGCUGGACCACUACAUCGAGCGGGUGCAGAAGCUGCUGCAGGAGCAGCAGAUGCUGCUGGCGGAGAACUACGGCGAGCUGGCCGAGGCCUUCGGGCAGCCGCAGUCCCAGUUCGGCUCCAUCAACAGCCAGCUGGUCCGCACGCUCUCCUCCAUCAACUCCGUCAUGAGGCACGGCGGCGCCGACGGCGUCCCGGAGCCGCAGGCCGGCGCCACAGAGGCCGCUGGGUGUGUGUGGAGCCAGCGGUCUGAUCCUCCCUCACAGCCGCUGACUGCAGCGGAGCAGAAGAGUCGGAUGGACCAGCAGAUGUCCUCGGCUCUGCACGGGGAGCCGGGCGGUCAGAACACUCUGAAGUCCAUCAUGAAGAAGAAAGAUGGCCGCGCCGACGCCGGCGGCACCAAGAAGAACCUGCAGUUCGUCGGAGUGAACGGAGGAUAUGAGACGACAUCCAGCGACGACUCCAGCUCGGAGGACAGCAGCUCCUCUGAGGAGGAGGAGCAGGAGGAAGAGGAGGAGCAGGAGGAAGAGGAGGAGCAGGAGGAAGAGGAGGAGCAGGGCGGAUGCAGGAAGGUGGAGGAAGACGGCAGCAGGGAGGAGGUGAAGCCAGAAGAGGAGAAGGACGGAGAGGAAAGUCCUGAGAAGCAGGAGGCCAGAGAGAGGUUCGAGCUCAGUGAGAAGAUGUUGGCGUCCUGCAACGUUCUGAAAGUCCACCUGAGUGACCCCAAAGCUGUGAGCAGCAAGGACCUGAGAUCCAGCCUCAACGCGGUGCAGCACGAGUGGUUCCGGGUGUCCAGCCAGAAGACGGCGGCCGCCGCCGCGGUGGGGGACUUCCUGGGGGCCUUCGCCGCCGUGUCCCCCGCCGUGCUGCGUCACGUGGUCAACAUGGCCGACGGCAACGGCAACACGGCGCUGCAUUACAGCGUCUCGCACUCCAACUUCCAGGUGGUGAAGAAGCUGCUGGACGCAGACGUGUGUAACGUGAACCAGCAGAACAAGGCCGGCUACACGCCCAUCAUGCUGGCGGCGCUCGCCGCCGUGGAGACGCCGCGGGACAUGAGCAUCGUGGAGGAGCUGUUCACCAAGGGGGACGUCAACGCCCGGGCCAGCCAGGCCGGCCAGACCGGGCUGAUGCUGGCCGUCAGCCACGGCCGGAUGGACAUGGUGCGCGCCCUGCUGGCUCACGGCGCCGACGUCAACGUCCAGGACGACGAGGGCUCCACGGCGCUGAUGUGCGCCAGCGAGCACGGCCACGUGGAGAUCGUCAAGCUGCUGCUGGCGCAGCCCGGCUGCGACGCCACGCUCAGCGACAGCGAUGAGAGUAACGCCCUGUCCAUCGCUCUGGAAGCAGGACAUAAGGACAUCGCCGUGCUGCUUUACGCACACGUCAACUUCUCCAAAGCCCAGUCUCCGGGAACGCCGCGCCUCGGCAGGAAGACGUCCCCGAGUCCCACCCGGAGGAGCAUGUUCGACUAAACUCCGCCCUCCUCCACCCACAAACCCCCACUGCUGCUAGACAAGGGACUUCCUCCCAAUCAACCAAUGAGAUUCCUGCGUUCGUGUCAGAUGAUGAAUGUAGCGGCUGAAGCACUGGAGCUCUGCUAACCCCAUGUUCUCCCUGCUCCUGCUCUCUGUUGAUCAUUGUAGAGCGCCGAGGCGUGUGGAGUUGUGAUUUCUGGAGGAAUCACUUCCUGAGUGUAAAUAAUCCUGAUUAAUCCGAUUCUCUGGAUGGAGUCGAUCAGCGUCUGGACCUCCGCUUUUAUAUGAAUCCUUUGUAUUUAAACACAAAUCAGUAUUUUGAAUAUUUGCUGUAACGACUUAUUGAUCGGUGAAGUGAUGUAUUUAUCGGAGCCUAGUUUUUCCAGACGGUGGACGUUCUCCGUGUGAUGGACGUUCUCCGUGUGAUGGACGUUCUCCGUGUGGUGGACGUUCUCCUGUGUGGUGGACGUUCUCCGUGUGGUGGACGUUCUCCGUGUGGUGGACGUUCUCCGUGUGGUGGACGUUCUCCCGUGUGGUGGACGUUCUCCGUGUGGUGGACGUUCUCCUGUGUGGUGGACGUUCUCCGUGUGGUGGACGUUCUCCGUGUGGUGGACGUUCUCCCGUGCGGUGGACGUUCUCCGGACGGUUCUCCCACUGCCUCUCUGCUGUAACAUUCAGUAUUCAGAGCUGCUGACUUUCAUCUUCCAGUGAGAAUUGAAGUGCCUGAAUCGUUUUAUGUAACAAACAUUCAUUAAAGACUUUAAAUCCA
This is a messenger RNA of Salarias fasciatus (jewelled blenny), 5027 nucleotides long. It is a transcript of the gene kank1a, whose product is annotated as KN motif and ankyrin repeat domains 1a. The record is from RefSeq and is a predicted model, not a curated record. Gene Ontology annotation, cellular component: cytoskeleton; cytoplasm. The coding region runs from base 335 to 4255 and encodes 1306 amino acids. Lineage: Eukaryota; Metazoa; Chordata; Actinopteri; Blenniiformes; Blenniidae. Gene Ontology annotation, molecular function: protein binding. Gene Ontology annotation, biological process: negative regulation of actin filament polymerization. The transcript is spliced from 12 exons.